Molecule: messenger RNA, 2097 nt
Organism: Cyclospora cayetanensis
Lineage: Eukaryota; Apicomplexa; Conoidasida; Eucoccidiorida; Eimeriidae
Product: hornerin
Exons: 5
Coding region: 1-2097 (698 amino acids)
Biological process (GO): regulation of DNA-templated transcription
Molecular function (GO): DNA-binding transcription factor activity
Source: RefSeq, a predicted model, not a curated record
AUGGCAGACUGUCGGGCGGCUCUAAGGCACAGCUGCGGCAGUAGGCCACAUGCACAUUCUUCUCGAGCCAUGUUGAAGCCUUCCGCCGCUGCACCCUGUGUUUUCGCACGGAACGUCGCCGACUGUGCGGCUGCAGCGGCUGCUCCUGCGCUGUCUCUCCGUAAGCAGCAACAACAGCAGCAACAGCAGCAGCAGCAUCUCGCCAGUGCUUCUGCUUCUGCAGAAGAACAAGCAGCAGCAGCAGGGAAGAAAGGUGUGGACAUGCUGGAAGACGUGUUUGUAUCACCUGGGGAGGCCGUCGUGGAGCUUACGGAUGCUAGCAGCAGCAGCAGCAGCAGCAGCAGCAGCAGCAGUCAGCUGUUGCGUGCCUUGGGUUCCCUCGAGUUGCCUCCUUUUUUGUUGCAGUCUUCUUCUUCCUUUUCCCGCAGCGCGUCUCCGUCUGCGGGAAUUCUCUGUAGCAGCAGCGAGGAGGCGUCGACAGACAUUGCGCACGCUCCAGCGGCUGGCGACACGGCGGAGUGCACGCAGAACGGCGUUUCUGAGGGGAGCCUUGUCGAGGGAGGAGGGGCUGCAGGCUUAGCGACUGUCGCGAAGACACCAGGCAGCAGCACAUCCUUCUCGCGUCCUUCAUGGCCGCUGCGGCAGAAGGAAAGCCUCGGGGGGGGGGGCAGUUUGCCGACGCUGUUGCAAGCCUUGUCGGAGACUCCCGAGGGCUUUGGUGUGCUGCCCGGCUGCCGCAGAGUGGGGGGGGGCGGCGUUUCUUCGCCAUGUGAGCGGAAGGAUCUGGCAGCGAGUGUUGGAGGGAGUGCCGCUGCUGGGUGUUGUUCGGAUCGUCGCGCUUCGACGGAGGACAGAGCGCCUAGGGGGGCUCUGCGAGAAGAAUCGAGCAGUGCCGCUGCGGAGGAGGAUAUUGCAACGCGAAAGGCCACUCUGGUGUCUUUCCUCAUGUCUCUCCUGCCGGAAAGUGGCAGCUACACGCCAGCGGGAGGCUUGGGGGGUCGCGAGGCAUCGACAGCUGCCGCGGCUUCCGCAGCGUCUUUGCACGAGACAGGACGGCUGGCGGAAGAGUGCGAGGGCAGCAGCAGCGGCAAGGGUGUGGGGACGCAAGCCUUGCUGUGCAGCUUGCAAGAUCACUUGAUGCGAUACGGGCCGGAGGAGAGUGGGGGGGGGGUGCCGCCAGCCAAGCAGCUCCACGACGCAGUCAUGGCGACGACUGCGGGGGGAAGGCGCAGCAGAAAUGGGGUCGCACAGCACGUCAGUCGGGGGGGAGGGGGAGGCGCUCCGUGGAAAUCGGAGGGUACUCUCCCGCAUAGUUCAGUAGGGGGUCCAUCCGUUAGCAGGGACCGCCUGUUAACAGCCUCUCUGAAACGCGAGUUGCUGCCUUCCUUACCCUCCCCCCCCCCCGAAGAGGGAGCAGCUCCAGGUGCACUGGGCUGUCGGCUGUCGGACGCCGACUCGUCUGCAGCUGCUGCACUGCCUGAAGGAGCGACGGGAUCCGGAGAGCACUUGGGAACUGAAGCAGAGGCUGCCGGUACAGGCUCGGGGGGUGGGGGCAGUUACUCCUCCGUUGGGGAGUCUGUUAAUACUCCCGAAGAGGAUCUCUUCGGGGGUUCCGCAGCGGUGGUCUCUGCGCCUGCCAAUGCUCAACUGCUGUACCGCAGCACUAUUAGCGGCGUUGUUUAUGACAAAUCCGGGCAGAAGUGGACGGCCAGGUGGAGUGAGUAUGGGAGGCAACACAAAAAGACGUUUGCGACUGCUAAAUACGGUUUUUUGCAUGCGAAGAAAAGGGCAGAGGCGUGCCGCUUGGAAGCGAGCCGCCUUAUGCGGGAAGGGCAAGGGAGGGCUCUCGCAGCGGCCGCUCGACUUGCACAGGUUGGUGGGAAUCUUCAACCGGAGACUGGGACUGGAGGAUCUCGUGCUGCUUUCUCUGGACUUGCCCUCUCAGCAGCCGCGACGCAGCAUGCAGUGCAGGGAAGAGAGGCCUCCGCCGUCGAGGCGGAGCAACAACAGCAACCUGACGCCUCAGGCGGUGUUAGCGGAGGCUCAGCUGCACGGCCCAUGUGCAGCAGCUCCCCCUUUGAAGCGCAGGAGACAUAA